This is a messenger RNA of Parastagonospora nodorum SN15, 780 nucleotides long. RefSeq lists its product as hypothetical. The record is from RefSeq and is a predicted model, not a curated record. Gene Ontology annotation, molecular function: thiamine binding; thiamine diphosphokinase activity; ATP binding. Gene Ontology annotation, biological process: thiamine diphosphate biosynthetic process; thiamine metabolic process. Bases 1 to 780 code for a protein of 259 amino acids. The transcript is spliced from 2 exons. NCBI's taxonomy places the organism in Eukaryota, Fungi, Ascomycota, Dothideomycetes, Pleosporales, Phaeosphaeriaceae.
AUGGGAGCAUCUACUGUUAAUGAGAUAUCUCCAGCAACUUUUUUGGCCAGGGAUGUUGACUCCAGGGCAACCUCUACAGCCCCUCCAGAUCUGCUCAUUUUGAAUCAGCCAAUCGCACACUUCGAUGUCUUUGCGCGACUCUGGAGUCACACAGGGUAUCGAGUGUGCGCUGAUGGUGGUGCGAAUCGCCUGUUUGAUAUGUUUGUAGACGAUCUAGUCGUGCAAAGAGAACGAUAUUUACCGGACCUCAUACAUGGUGAUCUUGAUUCAUUACGCGACGAUGUACGUGCCUACUAUGCUUCGCAUGGCGUAGACGUGUCGCAGGAUCACGAUCAAUACAGUACCGACUUCGGCAAGACCAUGCAAAAGUUAUCUUCGAGAAGUCCUUCAGCGUCGCAAAGAGACGUGCUCGUCCUAGGAACUCUAGCAGGUAGAGUGGAUCAAGGUCUAGGUCUCCUGCAUGAGAUGAUAAGAGAAGAGACUAAGCAUCAGGACCUCAAAAUUUGGCUUUUCUCGGAAUCAAGUUUAUCCUUCAUUCUUGGGGGGCAACACAACGUUAUCCGAGGAUUGCAGUCAAGUAAAUCAUUCACGGAGAACAUCGGCCUUCUGCCAGUAUGGGGGCCUGCAACUAUCACGACCAAAGGGCUAGAGUGGGAUGUUCAAGAGUGGUAUACACACAUGGGUGGCCAGGUCAGCGCAAGCAAUCACGUCAAGGACGAUGAAGUGCACGUGGAGACGAAUGCGCCGAUCCUCUUCACGAUAGAACAAGCGCUUCCGUAG